Messenger RNA from Bombina bombina (fire-bellied toad), 2726 nucleotides. RefSeq names its product calponin 3 (gene CNN3). NCBI's taxonomy places the organism in Eukaryota, Metazoa, Chordata, Amphibia, Anura, Bombinatoridae. Bases 124 to 1119 code for a protein of 331 amino acids. Gene Ontology annotation, molecular function: actin binding. The transcript is spliced from 7 exons. Gene Ontology annotation, biological process: actomyosin structure organization. The record is from RefSeq and is a predicted model, not a curated record.
UUAGCAUCGCAGCCAGGGAGCGGAGACUAGAAGGUUCUGUUCGCGCUGGGUCAGUCGAGUUCUGAGCGGUAUAACGGAAGGAGAUAACCGGUGACUGCGCACUUACCGUAAACACCCGCAAACAUGACCCACUUCAACAAGGGACCGACCUACGGGCUGUCAGCUGAGGUGAAAAACAAGAUUGCUUUGAAAUAUGACCCCCAGGUGGAAGAAGAUCUGCGUCUUUGGAUAGAAGAAGUAACUGGAAAGACAAUUGGUGAAAACUUUCAGCUCGGUUUGAGGGAUGGUGUCAUUCUUUGCACGCUUAUAAACCAACUUCAGCCUGGAGCCGUUAAGAAAAUAAAUGACACAAAACUGAACUGGCAUAAGCUGGAGAACAUUGGUAACUUCAUUAAAGCCAUGCAAGAAUAUGGGAUGAAGCCUCAUGAUAUUUUUGAAGCAAAUGACUUGUUUGAAAAUGGGAACAUGACUCAAGUCCAAUCUUCUUUAGUGUCUUUAGCUGGUCUGGCAAAAACUAAGGGAUUUCACACUACAGUAGAUCUUGGUGUGAAAUAUGCAGAGAAGCAAAGAAGGCAAUUUAAUGACGAUAAAUUAAAAGCUGGACAAAGUGUAAUUGGCUUACAGAUGGGCACCAAUAAAUGCGCAAGUCAGGCUGGUAUGACUGCAUAUGGGACCAGAAGACAUCUUUAUGACCCCAAGAUGCAAACUGAUAAACCAUAUGAUCAGACGACCAUAAGCUUACAGAUGGGAACAAACAAGGGUGCUAGUCAGGCUGGCAUGUCUGCCCCAGGAACACGGAGGGAUAUCUACGAUCAGAAGGGAAUACUACAGCCAUUGGACAACUCUACAAUUUCCUUACAGAUGGGAACCAAUAAAGUAGCCUCACAGAAAGGCAUGAGUGUAUAUGGCCUUGGACGACAAGUUUAUGAUCCAAAAUACUGUGCUGCACCCACUGAACCCAUCAUUCACAAUGGAAGCCAAGGAACUGGAACCAAUGGGUCUGAAAUUAGUGAUAGUGAUUACCAAGCAGAAUACCCAGAAGACUAUCCAGGAGAGUACCCUGAUGACUAUCCAAGAGAUUAUCACGGGCAGUACAGUGACCAAGGCAUAGAUUAUUAGAUCUACACUUUCUGUAUUAGUUUUUUUUAAUUUGUUUUAUUUUAUUAAAUGAAGACCAAGCUAGCCUUGUGAUUUCCCCCCUUUUUAAACAGUCUUCCUAAAACAAUAGUAUGCUUUAAUACUGAAACAAUUUGCCUUACAUUCUUUUCAUUUCUGCCUCCUAUCUCUAGUUGCCUUCUAGUGCUGUAAGAUUGUGUUUUGCAGCAUUGCCGAUAACUGCAUAUGAAGUAAAAGGAAUACUGUGAAUAAUGAAGGGAGCGUGUGUACAGUCACCUGUGCUAUACCAGGACUAUGCAUAUUUGCUAUACAUACUUUUGUGUGCAUGUUAGGAUCCUAAAAUGUUUUUUUUCCAUCUAUAUAUUGGCUGUAGUAACUAAAAUGAUGGUGUAGCAAUGACUGAGCUAAUUAACGUCUUAUGGCCAAAUAGUUUUUGUUACCUGCAGUGUAUUUUAGGUUGAUUCCUUAAACAAGUAUUAACUGUAUUUGUUUUUAUGAGUUAUAUUGGGAGUAUUUAAUCCAGGCCUCCUUACUACUUUAAAUUUGUUGUAAACAACAUCAUAUUAUGGUCACACGCAACUGUAAAAUAAGGGGACCAUCUCCUCAUCUCUUAGGGUUUAGAAUAGGAUUGUGUGUCCUGAGUCUAGUUGCUUGCUAUUGUUUGACUAAAGCUUGAGAAUGUCGUCCGCACUCCAAGUUGGACUUUUUGAAAAGAAAAAAAGUUUGCGUUGGAUGAAGUGCUGAGCACCAAACAAUACAUAAAUAUCAUUCCAUUGUUGCUGCUGUGGCUUUAUUAAAAAGCCUGUGGAUUUGCUCCAAUGUGCUUAAUUUGCCUUUUUAAAAGGGAGUCUGUAUAAAGUUAUAUGACCAUGCAGAUGUUUUUAAAAUGAUGGUGCGUUUGUCUGUGCCAUAUUUUACCCAUUUAGAUGUGCUUAGUUUCUUUUAUGUGUAUUUAUUGUCACUUUUCUCAUCAUAAACUGAUCCCAAUGUAUUUUUAUAAAUAAAUUUUGAUAUUUUUUUUCUCCCUUGGUUGCACAUAAGCUUCUCUUGUGUUCUUGUGCGUGUUUUAUGAAUCAUUAAUGCUUGCCACCAGUUAUUAUAUAUCUAUAUAGCGUUUUUAUUUUAAUGUAAUAAUUAGAAUUCAUAAUUGUAUAGCUUUUUAUAUUAUGUCUGUAAAAGCAGGUACACUGGUGUGUGAUCUAAUGACCUUUUGUGGUAUUUGACGUUGAGGUGAUGAGCUUUACUGCACUCAAAUUUAAAUGUUAGUCUUUCUCGUAACUCACAGUUUAAUUGAUUCAGUCUAUGUACAUUGUCAGCUCAGCAAAUUGCUUUAAGAUGCAAAUGCAAAAUUGUGACUUCAUUCAUAACACAAUGUCUUCUGGUGUAUAGAUUUUUAUUUUUAAUAAACAUUUUUUUUUUUUUUUUACUUUACACCCUAUAGGAUAGACCAUGCAAAAUACUAACCAAAUAUAACUUUCUUUAGUAGCUUCUAGUACAUUGUGCAACUCUACCUAAUGCAUACGUUUUGUGUUCAGAUUGUGUGCAAUUGGACAGUAAAACCCAUAUAUUCAUGCACAAUAAACAUUAUAUGCCAUAGAGUGCACGACUUA